AUGUCAACCAGGCUCGGAUCAACAGAAAUGGCUGCCUUUCAGAUUUGCUUGCAGCUUUGGGUGGCAGCCUCGCUGCUUGCUGAUGGUUUGGCUGUCGCUGGCCAGGUGAUUCUUGCAGGAGCUUUCGCAAGACAAGAUUACACGAGAGCAACAGCAACAGCUGCUCGGGAACUCCAAUUAGCUUUGGCUAUGGGACUUGUUCUCUCAUUAAUUGUUGGUGUUGGAUUAAGCUUCUCAUCAGGAGUGUUUACAACUAACGCCAAAGUUCUACGACUCUUGAGUUUAGGCAUCCCGUUUGUUGCAGCAACUCAACCCAUAAAUACAAUUGCAUUUGUCCUUCUGAAUGGUUUUGGUAGCCUUAGCAAGUGUUGUAUGCUUGUGGUUAUUAUCCUCACAUUACGAGUUUGUGGGCAUAUGGGUCGCAUUAUCCAUCUUUAUGGGUUUACGAGUAAUAGCUGGCCUAGGGAGGAUUGGAACCGCUAGUGGACCAUGGAGUUUUCUCAACAAGUAUUAGGGGUUUCCUCUUUUGGUGUUCAAUAGCACUAAAUGAAUAUGUAUACAUGUGUAUAUGAACAAAUAGUGGCUUGUUUGUUCUUUGUAUAAACAAAAGAUUCAGUAUGAAUGAGAAGGAUGAAUGUUUGGUUUAAUGAAAUGAAAUUAUGAAGG
This is a messenger RNA of Lactuca saligna, 666 nucleotides long. NCBI's taxonomy places the organism in Eukaryota, Viridiplantae, Streptophyta, Magnoliopsida, Asterales, Asteraceae. The record is from the annotation of a GenBank genome assembly.